Molecule: messenger RNA, 2125 nt
Organism: Anolis sagrei ordinatus
Lineage: Eukaryota; Metazoa; Chordata; Lepidosauria; Squamata; Anolidae
Gene: IRX4
Product: iroquois homeobox 4
Biological process (GO): neuron differentiation; cell development; regulation of transcription by RNA polymerase II
Cellular component (GO): nucleus
Molecular function (GO): RNA polymerase II cis-regulatory region sequence-specific DNA binding; DNA-binding transcription factor activity, RNA polymerase II-specific
Source: RefSeq, a predicted model, not a curated record
GUAUGAAUGUUGACCAUCUUUAUUAGUCCUGCUUGCAUUUGGGGAAGGCUUGGCCAUCGGGGAAGGGGGUCAACAUUCUUUGGAAGAGGACCAAUCAGAUUGGUGUGUCAUAUCUCUCUUUCACGAGUGGGGAGGGAGAAUUCACCCAGAGGGGCUCAGCUAGGAAAAGGAGUGUGACGCAAUGGGUUAUGCAAGGCUGUUUCCAACUGUUCUCAAACUCCAAUGCGGGUUUGCAGUUGGGACUCCGCAGAGGCUGGCGUUCAAAUUUCUUCGGGGCAAGCAGGACAUUUCCAGGAUUUUCGGUUCCUAGGGCUUCCCCUACCGCUUGGAAGCAGAAGAGCCCAGCUUUACUCCGAAAUAUAGAGUCGGGCAAAGGUUCCGAGGAAAUCUCUGGGCUUUCCUUGCGGAUUUAACGCUGAGAAUGGCUAGGAUUGUCCACUCACCACUUGGGUGGUGAAACAGAGCUGGGAAAGGGGGAAAGAAGGAGGAGAAGAAGCAGAGGAAGGAGAAUUAUUUAUAUACAUGUCCAAAAACUGCUGUUAAAAGCCCCUCGGACGCUCGAGAGGAGGGCUGAGCGGACCCCGACGCCGCUCCUGAUCGCUCCUGGAACCUGGGAUCCCCCCCGUUGCCAUGUCCUACCCCCAGUUCGGAUACCCCUACUCAUCGGCACCCCAGUUCCUGAUGACCACCAACUCCUUGACCACGUGCUGCGAGACCAGCGGCCGGAGCCUGACCGAUUCGGCGGCAGCGGCGGCCUCUGCGCAGGCGCCGGUCUACUGCCCGGUCUACGAGAGCCGGCUGCUGGCCACGGCCAGGCACGAACUCAACUCGGCCGCCGCCCUGGGGGUCUACGGGAACCCCUACGCCAACAGCCAAGGCUAUGGCAACUACGUCACCUACGGGACCGAGGCCUCCGCCUUCUACUCUUUGAACAGCUUUGAUUCCAAGGAAGGAGGCAGUUCUGCGCAUGCAGGGAUCACUCAGGCAGCCGCUUACUACCCCUACGACCACACGCUGAGCCAGUACCAAUACGACAGAUACGGCACCAUGGACGGCAGCACCCGGAGGAAGAACGCCACCCGAGAGACGACCAGCACCUUGAAGGCCUGGCUGCAGGAGCACCGCAAGAACCCCUACCCGACCAAAGGCGAGAAGAUCAUGCUGGCCAUCAUCACCAAGAUGACCCUCACCCAGGUCUCCACCUGGUUCGCCAACGCCCGCCGCCGCCUCAAGAAGGAGAACAAGAUGACUUGGCCCCCGAGGAACAAGUGCGCCGACGAGAAGCGGCCCUACGAGGAGGAGGAAGAGGAGGAGGACGACGGGGAGGGCCAAGGAGGAGGAGGCCUCAAGAGCGAGAAGAUGGCGGACCCUGGGAGCAAGGAGGACAAGGAGCUGGGCCUGAGCGACCUGGACGACUACGACCCGCUGGAGUCGGAGGGCUCCGAGGGCGAGCUGAAGGCGCCUCCUCCUUUCGGGCCCGUGGCGGAGCCUUGCAAGGAGCCCCCCUCCUCCCUGGGCGCCGGGGCCAAGGGUUGCCUCAAGGACCCCGCCGAGAGCUGCGAGGCCAAGCCGUGCUACCAGCAGCAGCUCCUGGAGCCGGGCAGCAAGCCGCGCAUCUGGUCCCUGGCGCACACGGCCACCUCGCUCAACCAGGCGGAGUUCCCCUCCUGCAUGCUGAAGCGCCAGCAGGGGGCGCCCUCUUCCUCGUCCUCUUCUUCCUCCUCGUCCUCCUCUUCCUCUUCGGCCGGCCCCGCUGCCCCUCCGCCCCCCAAGGACUCCCCCGUGGCCAACCUCAGGAACUGGGUGGACGGCGUCUUCCACGACCCGCUCUUCCGGCACAGUACUUUGAACCAGGCCUUGAGCAACACCGCCGUGUCUUGGGCCACCUCCAAGGGCGCCCUCCUGGAGAGCGGGGCCUUGGGGCGCUCCGCCGCCGCCGCCGCCGUGCUCAAGGGCCUGGCGGGGCCCCAGGACCCCGGCAAGGACUUCCUGGCCUUUCCCAAAGCCGGCAGCAAGAUGUUCUGCUCCUAACGGACCGCCUCCUCUUCCUCCACUUCCUCUUCGGGAUGAUGGGGUACGGGGAGAUAGGGGGGAUCCACACAAACUUGGCUUCCAACUAGAGACC